Molecule: messenger RNA, 888 nt
Organism: Dibothriocephalus latus
Lineage: Eukaryota; Metazoa; Platyhelminthes; Cestoda; Diphyllobothriidea; Diphyllobothriidae
Source: the annotation of a GenBank genome assembly
AACUCAGAUUCACUGCUGUCUGACGAAGACUACGAACAGGACUAUGAAAGCUCAAGGAGUACCGGACGGCCAAAAAAAUUAAACACCAUUGACGAGGAGGACUCCACUUUUGGACACAGCUCUGCGCUAGGUCCAUCCAGUUCUUCAGCGAGAAAUUACCCUACACACAGUGGCUGGGGUCGCCCACGUGUGAUAGGCGAUCGUGGAGGGUCUCAAAACGAAGGAAGGGACAAGAAUUCUAAAGUAGAUGACUUCUCAACCGGAGAGGAAACGGAGAAGCGCCUUAGGGUUGACUCGGAUACCGGUCAAUCCUCUGUUGGUGAUGAAGAACAAGAAUACCAAGGGGCGGAAGAAGAAGUUGGAGCGAGUGAAGUUGAGUCCCUUGCCAUUUCAGCCGCCGAUUUGGCAGAGGAGGAGGAAAAUGAGAAGGAUGAUGAUGAAGAAGUAGAAGAAGGGGAAGAAGAAGAAGAGGAGGAGGAAGAGAGAGUUGAAGAAGAGGGAAAUGCAGGCAGUUACUCCGGGUCCCGGCAACGUCGUAAACCCUCCGAGGACAUGUGGAUUCGUCUGUUUGUCGCUGCACACUUUGUCGAUACUCUGCUGUGCGGAGUCAAAUUGCUCACCGACUGGCUCACUUGUCUGCCCAUUAACUUCACAACGCAUCCGCACGAGAUCCUGGAGCACAUUUCAUUGCGCUGCCGACAGGUCCUACGAGCCGAAAUGGUUUCGGCUACCACGGAGGAAUCGGCCGAAACCUGCGUACGUCAGCCUCUACCCGAGGACUGGUUCCUGCGCGACCUACCCCGUCUCGCGCCCGUUUACUGCACCCUGCGCUUUGAGAAGGGAAACCUAGAGGACAGGAUUGAAGAGCACAACUUUGCUUUGGAAUAA